Molecule: messenger RNA, 1182 nt
Organism: Microthlaspi erraticum
Lineage: Eukaryota; Viridiplantae; Streptophyta; Magnoliopsida; Brassicales; Brassicaceae
Source: the annotation of a GenBank genome assembly
AUGGCGCCGGCGACGGAAUUUCAGGGCUCCUUCCUAAGCCGAAUCAGCAUCCGCCGCAACCAGAUCGUCUCCAUGGAUGUCAAUCACGAGGCAGAGCUCGAGGAACUCGAAUGUUUCCAGAAACACGUAGCGGAUCGUUUCUCGGAGUUAAUCUCUCCAUCGCCGCCUCCUUCCUUCUCUUCCUCCUCCUCUCAGCCGUCUGAUCCGAUUCUCUCGAUCCCCUGGCUACUAAACCUCCUCGAUGCUUUCACGUCCUGCGAAACCGAGUUCAAGGCGAUUCUGACAACGACUCAGAUCUCAAAGUCUCCGUCUUUAGAGAGGGUUUUGCCGGAGAUGCUUGAUCGGAUUCUAAAGGCGCUGGAUAUCUGUAACGCCGUCGUCAACUGCAUUGAUUCCGUUAGACAGAGCCGGCGUCUAGCGGAGAUAGCCGUCACGGCGCUAAAACAACGGCCUUUAUGCGACGGAAGCGUCCGUAGAGCCAAGCGUGCGUUAACAAAUCUCCUCAUUGCCUUAAACGCCGAUGGUAAAGAUAGAAACGGCGGAAGUGGUGGGACCAGUAACCGAAGGACAACGUCACGGUCUUGGUCGUUCGGACAGAAGAGCAAUGUCUCCGGAGGAUCAUCUGGCCACGUCAGCAAGAAUUGGUCAGCGACGAAGCAGAUUCAGGCGAUGGUGGCUAAUCUGGUACUGCCACGUGGAGCAGAAGCGUCUGGACCGGCGAUGCCGGUAUACAUAAUGAGCAGUCUUAUGGUUCUUGUGAUGUGGGUGCUGGUGGCGGCAGUUCCUUACCAUACAAGCAGCGUUCUCGCGGCGCCGUUGCCGCUUCCGAAACACCAGAGCUGGGCUAGCGCCGCCGUGAACAUUCAGGAGAGGGUCGGUGAAGAGAUGAAACGGAAGGUGAAGCGUUGUGGUGGGUUUACAGGAGGACUGAUGGAGGAGAUGCAGAGUUUGGAAAGGAUUGGAUUGUCUUUACUGGAAUUUGCAGAGAGGUUUAAGUUUCCGGCGGAGGAAGAAGAGGAGGAGGAGGUUUCAGAGAAGGUGGAUGAGAUGGAGGAGGUUUGCCGGAGAAUGGAAGUUGGAUUAGAGGAUUUGCAGAGACAAGUGAGGGAAGUGUUCCACAGAUUGGCGAGAAGCAGGAUAGAGAUUGUUAAGCUGCUUGAACAAACUCCUGCAACAAUCUAA